This is a messenger RNA of Asterias rubens (European starfish), 3183 nucleotides long. Its product is annotated as nuclear pore complex protein Nup107-like. The transcript has 25 exons. NCBI's taxonomy places the organism in Eukaryota, Metazoa, Echinodermata, Asteroidea, Forcipulatida, Asteriidae. Bases 1 to 3081 code for a protein of 1026 amino acids. Gene Ontology annotation, cellular component: nuclear pore; nuclear pore outer ring. Gene Ontology annotation, molecular function: structural constituent of nuclear pore. Gene Ontology annotation, biological process: post-transcriptional tethering of RNA polymerase II gene DNA at nuclear periphery; mRNA export from nucleus; regulation of DNA-templated transcription. The record is from RefSeq and is a predicted model, not a curated record.
AUGGCGGGAAUCCACAGAAAGGACGAUGAGCAUGGUUAUCAGUCGCGGGUUGAACGUGGGCCGUAUCAGACGCGAAGAUCGGAUGCUGGGGACAGGCCAUUAUCAGUGUCGUUUCAAGAACCACCUGACUCAACAUUGGGAUUCAUUUACCAGUAUUCCCAAAGGCAGAGCCAGGGGUUUAAUCCAGACAAAAUGAAUGAGGCAGUGGAUAAACAACGCAACCUCCGCCUUGGACAAAGAGAGGGCAGCAGACUGUCUCAUGGAGGCUUGGAGAGUUCACCUUUAGCAAGGGAUAAAAUGAUGAGCCGCACGCUAAACAAAGACAGAUUGACUACAAGAUCUCCUGGGUUACUGGACCAGACAGCAGGGAAAUCACACACUCCAGGCGUACGACAAGAGUUACCACACACACCAGGCAGUGCGCUUAAACACAGUAAAUACACACCGAGAAAGCCCCCCAUGGGGUCGUCCCAAUUUGAUGUUUCUGACCUGAUGGGACAAACACCCAACAGAUCCAUGUUGACACCAGCAAGGACGUUUAAUUUAUCCAUGUUGGAUCAGUCGCGUCUUAACUCCCUCUUCCCGGCGACGCCCGUACAUCCUUCCAACGGAGCCCUGGAACCAUCCGCCGUUCAAACGCCUGGGGGUGUAACGGAGGAUUUUACAACUACAAAUAUGAACCUGCUGUUGGUAGAAGACCCAGGAGUGGCAGCGUCAGAGGGACUAUUCGAGGAGUUCAUGAGUUGUUUCACAAACCACCAGUCACCGACGGAUGUCUUUACACUGGUUGCAAAGUACCAGCAGGUGUGCGUGGAGCAAGUGGACAUGUUGAACAACCUCGUCCGAAAAGCAGGUCUCAGUUCUUCCUAUGGUGUCCCCAAGAAAUUUGCUCGUACAGUUGAAGUCCUACGUCUACUGGAACAAGAGAAGUGCACGUGGCGUUUGAUUGGGUCCCUUUACCAAGACAGGCAAGCUGUACUUGAGGACUUUGAGGAUGAAAAUAUGGAUGUUGGAGUUAAGACCUCCAAGCACAGUGAGAAAAACAUCAUGGAAGCACUUUUCCAGCGAGACAGCGACGUCCGUCAGAACCAGAUUAUAGUCGACUGGCUUGAAGAGAACUCCAGAGAUUCUUUGAGAUACGGCUAUGACCGAGCUGAAUUCUACUCCAAGUCUGUCUGUUGGGAAAACACCUUGCACAGUCUACAGCAGCAGGUAACUUCAGGUCAGCAUCAGUCUUUGCCUCACUUGGACCCGGAUGCACCAAUCAGGGAGAAAACACCUCUUGCCGAUUUAGACAAGGAGGAUGAAGUUCGUCUUUUCAGCGAGGUCUUCAGUAACAUCCGAGCAGGAUUGAUGGAAGAAGCUCAGAGACUGUGUCGGAAAUGUGGACAAUCCUGGCGCGCUGCAACACUAGAGGGAUGGCGUCUGUAUCAUGACCCCAACAUCAAAGGUGCUUCAUCAGGCGAUCUAGAGCGAAUUGUAGGGAACAAACAUCGUGAUAUCUGGAAGUCUGUCUGCUGGAGGAUGUCUGAAGCUGAGAUGUUUAAUGUCUAUGAACGUGCCAUCUACGCUGCACUCAGUGGGAACCUUAAAGAGCUUCUUCCAGCUUGUAAUACAUGGGACGACUGCCUGUGGGCCUACUUUAAGGUGUUAGUCGACCGGCAAGUAGAACAAGAGAUUCGGGAGAAUUUAACCAUCAGCAGAGACAUGGACGAUUUGCCGGCCUCGUAUUUUGACAAAGAACUUACAGCUUUCAGAAUUUUCCAAGAACUGCAGUCUCACCCGAAGCAGAUUGUUGAGUUACAGUCCAAAGAGAGACAUCACGUUAUACAGAAGUACAUCAUCCUUGGCGAUAUCGAUGCUCUGAUUGAGGAGAUGGGAGAAUGGUUAUCAGAUGAUGUCAGCCGACCAUCACAUCAUCUUGUACGGUUUAUGGCUCAUGUUGUGCUCUUCUUGAGAUCUUUGGGGCUUCAGACGAAGGAAGAGAUUUGUGUUGCCAUCAUCGAGGCUUAUGUCAAGGAUUUGAUUGAAGAGAAACACAAAAAGCUAGUAGCGACAUACACAGCUCAACUUCCAUAUGAGAUGCAGGUAUCGUGGUAUGCUAGGUUCCUCGAGGGUAUCCACGACAAAGAUGAGAGACAGCAAUGCUUGCAGCUAGCUGAAGAAGCCGGACUUGACGUUGCCCAAAUUACGAAGACAGUGGUUGAGAAUAUCCGAACGAGAGACCAGACUGACUUCAUGGAUUCCAAUGAACUCUCUUCAGCUCGGGAAGCUGCCACCUCAGAGGAAGACCGGCGCAAGAUUGAAGCGACAGAUUGGUUGAUGUUUGACCCGUCCCAGAGGGCGGAGGCACUCAAACAAAGCAACGCUAUCAUCAGAACAUUCUUAGCCUGUAAGAAGCAUGAAGCAGCCAAAGAGGUCUUCAAUAAGGUUCCAACUGACUCCAUCGAUCUGAUCUAUAGGAAUUGGCAAGCCAGAGCAGGACGAGAGAUGUUGCCAGCCGUUGACAAAAAUGCUAUCAAGGAGUAUCUCUGUAUCAAAGCUUACUUAGAUGCGUUUGAUUCUUUCAACGACUGGUUUGAACAUUACCACAACAAGCGGCCAUUGGAACGUCUUAUGCCGGAAAACCCAAACUUCCAUGAGAAAGUUCGCUUUGAGCAUGAGCAGAAGGAGUAUGAGCUUGAGUUGGAAAGAUGGCAUCAGGCUCUUAAUCAGCAGAGUAAAAGAGUCAAGGAGUGCAUCUUCAAUGUCUUAUUGUUUGUCAACGGGGGCUGGAUGGUCGACCAGACGAUGACUGACGAAGAUGAGACUGAGGAUGAGGCGAUGAGACAGAAACAACUUGAAGAUUUGCGUAAACUGUGUCUCCCCAUGCUGUGUUCUCUUCUCUAUACAGUAUUGCAUACAUCAGGGCAAUAUCAAGACUGUGUGGCCCUGGCUGACAUCAUAGCAUCAGAGGAGUACCAACUCUAUAAGGUUUUCAGCAGACAAGAGCUGCAGCAAUUCCUAACCAAGCUCCGGGAAUCCUCGCUGCUCUUACUCAAUCAGAAUCUAGAUCCACUCGGCUAUGAGCUGGGAUCGUGAGAAAGUGUCUCGUAUGUUGGAGCCUGAGAAGCAAGUGUUAAAGACAGUGGACACUAUUGGUAACUGUCAAAGACUAGCCUUCACAGUUGGUGUAUCUCAACA